Haplochromis burtoni (Burton's mouthbrooder) is the source of this 2612-nucleotide messenger RNA. RefSeq names its product cytochrome P450 2J4. NCBI's taxonomy places the organism in Eukaryota, Metazoa, Chordata, Actinopteri, Cichliformes, Cichlidae. Gene Ontology annotation, molecular function: heme binding; oxidoreductase activity, acting on paired donors, with incorporation or reduction of molecular oxygen, reduced flavin or flavoprotein as one donor, and incorporation of one atom of oxygen; iron ion binding. Gene Ontology annotation, cellular component: cytoplasm; intracellular membrane-bounded organelle. Gene Ontology annotation, biological process: xenobiotic metabolic process. The record is from RefSeq and is a predicted model, not a curated record. The coding region runs from base 100 to 1605 and encodes 501 amino acids. The transcript is spliced from 9 exons.
UUAAGGAAGUCCACCCAUUUGUCUGAUCGCACUUUGUUUCGUGGUAGCAGCACAGUUAAAACACUGCAGUAAUCCAGCAUUCAACAUUAAGAACUUUAAAUGGAGACAUUAUACAGUGUUCUUGGCUUUGAGUGGAUAGAUGGAAGGAGCAUUUUAAUAUUUCUCUGUGUUUUCCUGCUGUUGAAUAAUAUUUGGCAGAACAGAGUGCCGAAGAACUUCCCACCUGGACCGUGGGCUCUCCCGCUUCUCGGUGACAUUCAUCGCAUCAGACCUGACAGAAUACACCUGCAGUUCAGAGAGUUUGUAGAGAAAUAUGGAAACAUUUUCACCAUCAGAAUCUUUGGUGGAAGAACCGUGGUCAUUAAUAGCUACAAGUUUGUGAAAGAAGCCCUGGUCCAACAAGGAGACGACUUAAUAGAUCGUCCCACCGUACCACUGUUUGAAGAUUUAUUUGGGAAUGAAGGUCUUGUGAUAUCAAAUGGUUACCCAUGGAAGCAGCAGAGGAGAUUUGCUCUUCAUACACUCAGAAACUUUGGUCUGGGCAAGAAGAACCUGGAGUUAUACAUCCAGCAGGAGUGCCAGUAUCUCUCAGAGGCUUUCACAGAACACCAAGGAAAGCCAUUUAAUGUCCAGCUACUGAUAAAUAAUGCUGUGUCAAAUAUCAUCUGCUGUUUGGUGUUUGGGAAUCGAUUUGAGUACACUGAUCAGCAGUACCAGUCUAUUCUUCAUAAUUUCAAUGAAGUUAUGCGCUUACAGGGAAGCAUGUCGACACAGAUGUACAACAUAAUUCCCUGGCUGAUGAAGUGGCUACCUGGACCUCAUAAGACAAUGUUCACUCUGACACAAGUGAUAAAGGACUUCAUAGAUAUCAGGAUCAAAGACCACAAAGAAACCCUUGACCCAGCGUCACCGAGAGACUAUAUUGAUGCUUUUCUUAUAGAAAUGGCAAAGAACGAGGAGAACGAGGAGAACGAUUCAAGUUUUUCUCUCAGUACCUUACACGCUUGCACCAUGGACCUGUUUUUUGCUGGAACUGAAACUACUACCACUACUUUACGUUGGGGGUUGCUUUACAUGAUCUACUACCCUGAUAUACAAGAGAGAGUUCAAGCUGAGAUCGAUGCUGUGGUCGGUUCGUCCAGACAGCCCUCUGUGAGUGACCGAGAAAACAUGCCCUAUACUGAUGCUGUCAUUCAUGAGAUUCAGAGAAUGGCCAACAUCAUUCCUCUCAAUGUGCUUCGUAUGACAAACAAGGAAACUACAGUGGAUAAAUACACAAUCCCAAAGGGUACCAUGAUCGUGGCUACUCUGGACUCAGUCUUACAUGAUGAGUCAGUGUGGGAAACUCCACACUCUUUCAACCCUCAACACUUUCUGGACAAGGAUGGUAAAUUUCGCAAGAGAGAUGCUUUCCUUCCAUUUUCUGCAGGUAAGCGUGUGUGUCUUGGAGAACAGCUGGCCAGGAUGGAGUUGUUUUUGUUUUUCACCUCCCUCCUUCAAAGGUUUUCUCUUUCGCCACCUGCUGGAGAGCAGCCCAGUCUGGAGUUCCAGUUGGGGGGCACACGCUGCCCUAAACCUCACCGCCUCUGUGCUGUACCGCGUUAAGCCAUCAGCUAUGACAAACUGAAAACAUCUGUUUUACAUCGCAUUAUCUAUAUCUGCUAAAUAAUUUCACUUUACAGCAUGAGUAUCUUAUAAUUUGUAUUUUUUCUUCUUCUUCUCACCAUGGAGACCUUUUCACUGAACCAUUCAGUCUACUGUAUUCAACAAGUAAAAGUGUAAAGGUUUACAAUAUUAAACUACAACUUUUUAAGAGAUCUCAUUUGACUGCCUAUGCAUAGAGUAGAGUUCUCUUUUUUCACCUACGUACCCUACUGCGUAGUACCUUCACUGUUUUUCUUUACGGUACCUGUUCUGACCUGGGCUUCAUCAUCAAGCAAAAGUUAACAAUGACUUCUUCUUUUUUUCUGUUUGCUUUGAUGGUGACAAAUUUUUGAAGGUGUUCUGCUAAAAGUGUUAACCCAUCUCUUAGAUUUCCCAAUUUCUUUAAGAACAUAACAAAUCACUUUUUAUUCUACAGUAGACUCUAUAUGAUGUAACCUAAUGAGCAGGUUGCUUGAAUUUGUAAAAUUUGUAAAAAGCAGGUUGCUUUUUCAAGCAACUUAAAGAAGUCCAGACGCUUUUCUUUGCAAGCUCCUUUGACUAAUGAGCAGGUUGAUUACCAACAAUCUCUUGUCACUCUUAAAAAAAGGGCCUUUAAAAUUCCCAAACUGUUUUGAGAAGUAUAUAAGUUUAUGUUUAUUUGGAUAUCAAAGGGAUGCAGACAAGCCAUGUAAAGUAGGUGGUGACACCACUCAUACUUUUCAAUUAGUAUGAGUGUUUUUAUUUUUCAUACCACUGCUUGUUAUAAAAUGCACAAUGUCAUAAAUAAAUGGACUUUCUACAUAUGCUUGCCUUUUUCAUUAUGAACUUGUAUGAGCGGUGUCACUUUUAGUGUUUGCCUUGGCAGAGGGAAGUAAUGGACUGACAGCUAUCACUGACAGAUUGUAAUCACCCUACCUACAGAUUGUAAUCACCCUACCUCAAUUGUUAAAUAAAGUUAUGUGGAAACA